AUGGUGGCAAACACGGAUCUUUACGAACGGAUGGCAGAGACAUCGAAGGCGAUGGUGCUCAGCCAUGUUGACGCCUUCAACGCGCAAGAUACUUCCAUUCUCUCUCGGGAUCUAGUGCCCGACACACACCGUCGAAUCGCUCCCGCCACGUUCGAGCAGGAGUUCCAUCCCACUGGUUGGAGCAACAGACAGUACGAAGAGUCGCUGGCGCCCAUGUUGGGCAAGCUCCACGGCAUGAAAAUUGAAAUCAACGAUGUCAUUGUCGACACGAAGAAGAUGAGGUCCACCGUCCACAGCAGCCAUAUCUGGACCGUUCCAAUUGAGGGCGAGGUGACGGACUGGCCGAUGGAGUUUGUCUGGAUCCUGGAGCUGAGCGAGACGGGGGACAAAGUGCUGAACAUUCUCGAGUUCGUGGACACGCACUACGCCGUCACCUUCUACCAGAAAAGCAGAUCCAAGCACGCUUGA
Messenger RNA from Zasmidium cellare ATCC 36951, 468 nucleotides. RefSeq lists its product as uncharacterized. Lineage: Eukaryota; Fungi; Ascomycota; Dothideomycetes; Mycosphaerellales; Mycosphaerellaceae. The coding region runs from base 1 to 468 and encodes 155 amino acids. The record is from RefSeq and is a predicted model, not a curated record. The transcript has a single exon.